AUGGCGCCGUCAAAAAAUAGUUACGUGUUUAACAAAAAGGACAACGACGACAAUAAUAUAGAAAUGAGUGGUUCUAAGAUAAGUAAACUACAAUACAGCUAUGAAGAGGCCUUGGAAAUAACUGGACAUGGGAAGUACAACUACGGUCUGCUCUUAACCUGCUUCGUGCUGAUCAUCGCCAUGGGCAUCGACAUCUUCGGGUUAGGCAUCAUUGUCACUGCUUCCACCUGCGACCUCAACCUGACCCUGAGUCAGAUUGGGAUACUAUCGUCCAUGUCUUUUGCUGGUAUAAUUGUGAUGUCGUACCCUUGGGGCUACCUGUCUGACACGAGGGGCAGGAGACUGGUGCUGAUGUGGGCUAUGAGCGGCAGCUUCAUCAGCUCAGCCAUCAGCAGCCUGUCUCCAUCCUGGCAGGUGCUGGCAGCUCUGAGGUUUAUUAGUUCAGCAUUGUCAAGUGCAGCGGAGUCGGCUACUUACGCCCUGAUUGGAGAGUGCUGCGGCGUCAAGGUCAGAGCCAAGUACAUGCUGCUCAUCACCAGCGCACUGAUGAUCACACCUACCCUGUAUUAUAUAACCGCCUACCUCAUAAUGAAGCUGGACUUCACCUACUACCUCCUUGGCAUCGAGUACCGACCCUGGCGUCUCCUGACCCUCAUCAUGGCACUGCCACUGGGGCUUAGUGCCCUCCUCCUGUGGUACUUCAGCGAGAGUCCCAAGUUCCUGGCCAAUGUGGGGAGGAAUGAGGAGGCUGUGAAGGUGCUGAAGAGAAUCUACGUGGCUAAUGGACAUGAUGGGGAUGCGUUUCCUGUGAAACAAAUCUACCUCGAGGACGGUAACAAAGAGGAAGUUGGAGUGUUCUCCCUCCACUCUCUCUGGACCCAGAUAGCGCCCCUCUUCAAACCCCCUCUGCUAUGGAAGACUGCCUUGUUGUAUUACCUCACCUUUGUCACUUAUAUCGCUAACAACAGCUUCGCCAUCAUCCUGCCGACGAUCUUCAACAUAUUCUUCACAUCGUACGCCACCAGUGCAGCUGAUGCGUCCUUCUGCGACUUAUUCCAUCUCAGCAAUACCACUACUAGUGAUGUGGAGAUGGAGCCGACCAGCUGCAAGAACAGCAUCGAGGACAACACAAUCUGGGCAGGCUGUGCUCAUGGCAUGUCAUUCUUCCUGCUCAAUGCUCUCAUCUCGCAGUUUGCUGGGAAGAGAAAGCCAAUGACCAUCGUUAUCUUGCUGAUAGCUGCAGCAGCAGGCGUCGGCAUCAACAACACUGGUGAAGCCAUAUCAGGGCUGGUCCUCUUCUACAUCUUCCUCACCACCGCCAUGGUCUUCGGAAUCAUCUCGUCGUACUUCGUGGAUUUGUACCCUACUUCAUACAGAGGUAUGAUAGCCUGCCUGGGCAUGAUGGUUGCCCGGCUGAGCGCGUUUGCAGGCACAAACAUACUGAGUGGCGCCAUGACCGACCACUGCUCAGUGGCGCUGUACUCCGGAGCUGGUAUCGUACUCAGUGGUGCUGUAGCAGCUUUGUUCUUGCCUUCAGACAGGUCGAUACGUUCGUGA
Molecule: messenger RNA, 1557 nt
Organism: Spodoptera littoralis (African cotton leafworm)
Lineage: Eukaryota; Metazoa; Arthropoda; Insecta; Lepidoptera; Noctuidae
Source: the annotation of a GenBank genome assembly